Molecule: messenger RNA, 1525 nt
Organism: Fusarium oxysporum Fo47
Lineage: Eukaryota; Fungi; Ascomycota; Sordariomycetes; Hypocreales; Nectriaceae
Exons: 1
Coding region: 58-1458 (466 amino acids)
Source: RefSeq, a predicted model, not a curated record
CGGCGAUAAUCUAGGCAGAAGCCGACUCCAUCGAACAGAGCCAACAGCCAUGAAGCCAUGAACCAACAACAUGUUAUAAAAAUAAAAAUACAUGUAUUUCCACCUUCUGAUUUUCUUGUGGUUUCCUUCUCUUUCUCAUCAACGUCCCCAUUCACCUUCGACAUGAGGGUCAUCACCUCCGCGAAAGGCCUUAUCCGGGUCGUUUGGGCCUACAUCAAAUCAGCAUGCCGUUCCAUAAAGAGUAUUGUGUUGAUGUUGCUCCCUUUCUACAGUCUCACAAUAAUACUCGGCGUCUAUCAAGGCAUCAUUAUCGCACUGUGGUACUCCGAGUCUAAAGAACAAACCGCCCGAUUCCUCUUGAAAAAUGUCCUCGAGUACAAGAUCACGGAGUAUUUCGAUGAGCCUUACGAUAAUUGGUCUAAUGUCGCACCUGUAUUUCAUGUACCGCAAAUCAUAAACCCUCUCAAAUGGACAGAUCAACUAGGACUCAAGAGACCUACGGUUUCGGGCUUUGGGGACGAGUACGAGCUGGCAGGUCUGGGCCAUUUGUACCGAAGAACGCGUCGUUUUCCAGAGACACAGCAGUGGCAUCACUGGAUCUAUCUAUCGGCACAGCAAGAGCCUUGGAGACAACCUGACGGCCCAAUCCUGCACGAUCCUUGGGACAAAGCAUUCGUGGAGCUCUUGGAGUACAGGGACAAAUAUGAUGCCAUGGGGCGAUCAAACUUCCUUUAUAUAUCAUGCCAAAAAAGCUUCCUCUGCGGAUCCUGGCGAGUUGCUGCUCCAGCACUGCUGCACUUCACUACAGAGGGGAACAGAAGCCGAUUGACUGGUGACUCACCUGAUCUCCCGAAUUACACACGUGUAAACACGCGAGUGUUCGAACUACCCCUUCGCCAAGUAGCCAUACCCGGCGUCUUCCCAAGCCACUUUGAACAGAUGAGAUCUCUGACAGCAAGCAACUCAACCUUCUGCCGAACACAACGUACAUAUUCCCAUUUUCAUCAGGUCCUAGGCCAAACAAGCCCAGUGCUGAGGGAUGCAGAAACAGCAUAUCACUGGACCUAUGGCUUGCUGGUCAAGGCGGAACAUAAAUGGAUUCGAUUAUGGGCAAUUGAAGAUACAGCCUUGCGGGGAUAUCUAUUUUUACUUUCUUUUGCAUUAUCUACAUUCCCAACAUACCUGUACAAGUUCGCUCCUACAAAUUGGGCUAGCCCGGGACCCGGACCUGAGCAUAAGAGCAAAGAUCCACUGGCGCGAACACUUCAGAGCUUGGUGGGUAUGUUGAGCGCGGAGGAAAAAGAGAGGUUUAGAAAGACAGAUCGCGGGGGGAGAAUAGUGGGGUUGGCGGAGACAGGGCUCAAAAAGGAAUAUUGGAAUACUAGGGAAGAUGUACUUGAGGACAUUGCUAAUGCUUUGGGAUUAGAUAGAGAUGGAAAGGCCAAAGGUUGGCAAUAAAGGACAAAGCUUGACUUUUACCUUUGGGCAUAUUAGGCAGUAGCAGCAAAACAAUAAAGUGCAAUAG